This is a messenger RNA of Engraulis encrasicolus (European anchovy), 888 nucleotides long. It is a transcript of the gene caly, whose product is annotated as calcyon neuron-specific vesicular protein. The record is from RefSeq and is a predicted model, not a curated record. Gene Ontology annotation, cellular component: membrane; endosome. NCBI's taxonomy places the organism in Eukaryota, Metazoa, Chordata, Actinopteri, Clupeiformes, Engraulidae. Gene Ontology annotation, molecular function: clathrin light chain binding. The transcript is spliced from 6 exons. Gene Ontology annotation, biological process: G protein-coupled dopamine receptor signaling pathway; endosomal transport; clathrin coat assembly. The coding region runs from base 85 to 888 and encodes 267 amino acids.
AUCUUGCUGACGAUCAGCUACCUGCCUGAUGGUGGAUGGAUAUGUCAACAUGGCAUGUGAAGUGUAUCUAUCUCAUCUCCAGUCAUGGUGAAGUUGGGCAGUAACCUGUGUGAGAAGGUGGAGAGGCAGGCCUCGCUGGAGGACGGCUUUGACAACAUCCCCCUCAUCACGCCCCUGGAGGUCAACCAACUGCAGCAGCCCUUCCCAGACAAGGUGAUUGUCAAGACUACUACGGAGUACGAGCUACAACAGAAGAAGAAGAAGCGUCUGUAUGUGCCCAGCAUCAAGAAGCUCAACAUCAACCUCUAUGAUGAGGUGUCCGAGAAGGUCAAGCUCACGGGGCUGAUCCUGAUCACGCUGGCCUUCCUGGCGUGCCUGCUGCUGCUGGUCAUGUACAAGGCCCUCUGGUACGACCAGCUCAGCUGCCCCGAGGGAUUCAUACUCAAGCAUAAGCACUGCUCGCCUGCCGCCCUGGAGAUGUACUACUCUGAGCAGGAGGGCGGCGUCGGCGUGGGCGUCGGCGUCGGGGUCGGUGUGGGCGUGUCCAAGGGCGGCGUGGUGAUGGGCGGCGGCCUGUACUCAGCCAUCAGCCGCCUGGGCGACCAGGCCAAGAAGUCGCUGCCCGAGCUGCCGUCGCCAUGGCUGCCCGUGCUCAACGCCCUCAAGGAAGCCCAGAGGGCCAAGGACCAGGCUGCUGCUGCCGCCGCUCAUGCUGCCGCAGAGGCCGCCGCGUCUGCUCACGCUCAGGGGGCCGGGGACGGGGUGGUGGUGGCGGAGGGGCACGCACCAGAGUGCGAGGCGCUGCUGCGAGGCGCGGCUCUGCGCGCGGGUGCGCCCGCGCUGUACCUGGCUCUGUGUCCUCCAGGGCCCGCGGUCUGGCGUCGUUGA